Phytophthora infestans T30-4 is the source of this 780-nucleotide messenger RNA. RefSeq names its product secreted RxLR effector peptide protein, putative. The record is from RefSeq and is a predicted model, not a curated record. The transcript has a single exon. Bases 1 to 780 code for a protein of 259 amino acids. NCBI's taxonomy places the organism in Eukaryota, Oomycota, Peronosporomycetes, Peronosporales, Peronosporaceae.
AUGCGCCUCAUCCAAGCUCUAUCCAUCACAUUGGCCAUUCUCCUUGUCCGUAGCAUUGCAGCCUCGGUAGCAGGUCCGUCGAUAAUCUCAACGUUGCCCUCGCAGAAUACAUCGCCUUUUUCGAGCCGACCAAUCGUCCUGGACCAAAGACGAUCGCUGCGAGUCUACAAAACAGUCGAUGGAAACUCAGCGGAAAGGGGUCUUUGGAGCUACGCGAAGGCAUUAUGGUGGGCGGAGACCGGGGCAUCCGAUGGCUACGUCAGGAAGGCAUUAAAGCUUACUAAUCUCGACGAGGCAGCUGUCAAAAGCAACAAGUACUAUGCGUACUAUGUCGACAAAACUGAGUGGUAUAAGAUCAUAAAAUGGCUUCAGAAAGACGUUUCGACGUUCCAAGUCUGGAAGACCCUCAAUCUGGACAAAAUCACUGAGAGUAGCCAGCUACACAGCGUACGAAAUACUGAUGCCUUCAGGGUAUACUCUCGAUACGUGAAACACUUCAACAAUGCUGUAAUCUCGAAGCUGGAUAACGGUUAUCAGCCCGAUCGCGUGCUGGUCGAAAGAGGGGCUUCAGACGCCGAGAUGUCGGCCAGAGCGCUCAUUAUGGCCAACGCAGGCAUAAAGGACGACUAUGCACAAGUUCUUCUGGGUCUAACUACACAAGGCCGUUUUAUUAAGCUACUGAAAGGAGCCGAACUGACAGGACACCGAGACUUUCAAUUUUUUAAGUUGUUUGUGGAAACGAAAACGGCAGCAGGGAAAAGAGCAGCUAAGAAAGGAUAA